AUGGCUUCUAUUCGUACUGUAAGGGCCGAGAAAUUCCUGGUUGUCGCCGUCGCCCUCUUGGCCGUUGCCCACGCCGAUGUGUCCCACCUGUCGGGCUACAACUACGCUCCCGUGAGCAUCCCGCAGCCGGCUCCCCUGCCCGUGAUCGCUCCCGCUCCCAUCAAGGUGGCUCCCGCUCCCGUGAACACCUACAUUCCCCCUGCACCAGCACCAGCUCCCAUCCAGAUUGAGAUCCCCGCCCCAGCACCCGCUCCCGUGGCCAUUCCCGCCCCAGCUCCCGUGAAGUUCGCUCCCGCUCCCGCUCCAGUGAACACCUACAUUCCCCCCGCACCCGUGCAGGUCGAGAUCCCAGCUCCAGCUCCCGCUCCAGUUGUCAUCCCUGCUCCCGCUCCCGCUCCCAUCAAGGUUGCCCCCGCACCCGUCAACACCUACAUUCCCCCCGCACCCGUGAGCAUCCCAGCCCCCGCUCCCCUGCCCGUCAAGUUCGCUCCCGCUCCCGCCCCCGUUCCCGUCCUGGCCCCUCAGCCCGUUCUGGAGGAGAUCGAGCCCGUGUCCGCCGAUGGCUACCGUUACAAGACCGUCCGCCGUGUGGUCCGUCGCCGCUACUAG
Messenger RNA from Drosophila teissieri, 609 nucleotides. RefSeq names its product skin secretory protein xP2. NCBI's taxonomy places the organism in Eukaryota, Metazoa, Arthropoda, Insecta, Diptera, Drosophilidae. The record is from RefSeq and is a predicted model, not a curated record. The transcript has 2 exons. Bases 1 to 609 code for a protein of 202 amino acids.